Molecule: messenger RNA, 480 nt
Organism: Camellia sinensis
Lineage: Eukaryota; Viridiplantae; Streptophyta; Magnoliopsida; Ericales; Theaceae
Product: lectin 9-like
Molecular function (GO): carbohydrate binding
Source: RefSeq, a predicted model, not a curated record
AUGGCUUUCCAAUCACACAUUCAACUUUCUUGUCUCUCAAUUAUCACAUUUUACAAUCUUCUGGCAACUUCUUAUGCAACUGCACUAAACUUUAAUAUCGCCAAAAUCGGUCCCAAAAAUCUCAACGUCGACCUAACCACCUAUGGAGACGCUUACAUCUCCUCCAAUGGCAUCCACCUCACGGCGGACAAGUAUGAUACCAACUUAAAUUAUAGAGCCGGCAAAGCUACCUACUUCAAACCACUUCACCUCUGGAACAGUUUUUCCGGCAAGUUGACGGACUUCACCACCUAUUUCUCCUUCCUGAUGGAUUCGGAUGGAAGUUCAAUUUUCGGAGAUGGGCUUGCAUUCUUCCUUGAACCUUGGGAUCCCAGCAACACCGCAGGCACCACUACGGGCGGUGCCAUUGGGCUUCCAAUCGAUAUAUCGACAUUGGAAACCCCUAGUCCAUUUGUCGCUGUGGAGUUUGAUAACUUUUAG